Umbelopsis ramanniana AG is the source of this 645-nucleotide messenger RNA. RefSeq lists its product as uncharacterized. Lineage: Eukaryota; Fungi; Mucoromycota; Umbelopsidomycetes; Umbelopsidales; Umbelopsidaceae. The annotation marks the transcript as partial. The record is from RefSeq and is a predicted model, not a curated record. Gene Ontology annotation, biological process: carbohydrate metabolic process. Gene Ontology annotation, cellular component: membrane. The transcript has 2 exons. Gene Ontology annotation, molecular function: chitin deacetylase activity.
UGCGGAAAUAAGCCAAACUCAGAUGAUAUUUAUGGGUGCCCAAAGCCAAAGCAAUGGGCACUUACUUUCGACGAUGGCCCAUCAAAUUAUACCGCCGAUUUGUUGGAUAUGUUGGACCAAGCUAAUGUAAAGGCAACUUUUUGUGUCAUGGGAGCUCACGUUCGAAAGUACCCAGAAAUUGUCAAACGUGCCUACGAUGCAGGUCACCACAUUGCAUCCCAUACAUACUCGCAUCCUCACUUGAUGAGCUUAUCUAAUGAUGAGAUCAUUGCAGAAAUGAAGGCAACUGAAGAGGCUAUUGUCGACGCCAUUGGCGUGAAGCCAAGCUACAUGAGACCACCCUUCGGAGAAGCUGAUGACCGAGUCAAGGGACUUAUGAAAGCUAUGGGCUACAAAAUUUUACUUUGGAACGCUGACCCAACAGAUUACAACAUUUACAAGGAAGCCAAUGUCGCUGCUAAAAUAAAAGCCACUUUCGUGCAUGCGUUAGGAGGUGAUGAUACAGGACUGAAUGCCCAUGAAGACCCUGGGUUCAUUAGUUUGCAGCAUGAUCUUUACACCCAAUCCAUUGAUCAAGUCCCAGCAAUUAUUUCCUUGCUUCGUGGCAGCCAAUAUCAACUCAUGACGGCUGCUGAAUGCUUGGGA